AGCAAAAAACUGUCAAACAACUAAAUAGUGGAAACAACUAAAUAAUUGAGUUCUCAUUACCUGAGAUGAGGAAGACUUUCUUAUGUAAUUGAUAUUAAUUUAUUAACACCAGGCACUGAGAUAAAUAGUAGGGUUCAGAUUAUUGAUAUUAAGUAACUCUCUUCCUAUUAGGGAUUAGAAAAUGCAAUAAAAAAGGUGGGAGGGGAAUUUUUUAAAUAUUAAAAUGUAGUGUCAUUCAUUCAACUAAAGGACUGUCUUUGAAAUUCAAGGUGACCCAAUAGAAAGGGAGAGAGUAAGACAAUAAUAGACUUCUGAGCUGGGUUCAAUGAAACCAAAGGCCAUUGUAAGAAAAUAUGGAACAUGAAAACGCAGAGACAUUUUCAAUAACAUAGUAUAUUCAUAGAAUUGCUAGAGGAUGAACUGAGAGCGGGGUAGCAUGGAAGCGUGUCAUGAAGGACAUCUGAUAGAAUAAAGAAUUUAGACAUUAUUCUAAGAGGAAUUGGAAAUGCUUAAGGUGUUUUAAGCAUGAGCUUGAUACAAUGGGAUUGAUGUGGGAUAUGGGGAGCAGUCUGCCUCGUGGAGAAAGAUGUAGCUCCUCAGUUGUAGGAUAUGUUAACGGCUACCUCUUUGACUUGAAUAUUAACAAUCUUGCUUCUCCUUCUCUUGUUCAUUGUCCUAUGGAAAACACACCAGUGGAAUGGCAUUGGGGCAGAAUCACACUACAGUGACGAGCUUCAUCCUUCUGGGCCUCACAGACCAGGCAGACCUGAAACAACUCCUCUUUGCCAUCUUCCUGCUGAUCUACUCCAUGACUCUGGUGGGCAACCUGGGCAUGAUAGACCUGAUCCACACCAGCUCUCCCCUCCACACUCCCAUGUACUUCCUCCUGAGCGUGCUCUCCUUCCUUGACAUCUGCAACUCCUCUGUGUUCACCCCCAGGCUACUGACCAGCUUCCUCACCACUGACAAAUCCAUCUCCUUUGCAGGCUGUGUGGUCCAGAUGGCCCUCAUGAACCUCCAUGGAACAGGGGAGUGUCUGCUUCUGACCAUCAUGGCCUAUGACCGAUUUGUGGCCAUCUGUCACCCUCUUCUCUACCACACUAUCAUGUCCAAACGUUUGUGUGUUCAGUUGGUGGUGUUAGCCUAUGCUGUGGGUAUGUUCAUUUCAGCUGUACAGACAGGGAAUGCCUUCAGCCUGCGUUUCUGUGGCCCCAACAUCAUUGAUCAUUACUUCUGUGACAUCCCCCCAGUGCUCCAACUGGCCUGCUCAGAUACCACCACAGCCAAUAUCGUCCUGCUUUUCUUUGCUGCCUUGGCCACUGUCCCCACCGUCUCAGUCAUAUUGGUUUCUUAUGCCUACAUCCUGGUCACAAUCUGUAGGAUGAGGUCCCUGGAGGCCCAGCGCAAGGCCUUCUCCACCUGUGCCUCCCACCUCACCGCCCUCUCCCUCUUCUAUGGAUCCGUGUUCCUUGUAUAUCUCCAACCCAAUCCUGAGAGUGCUUCAGCCUAUAACAAGAUCCUCUCUGUGUUCUACACCAUUGUGAUCCCCAUGCUGAACCCCCUGGUUUACAGCCUAAAGAAUAAAGAUGUCAAGGCCGCUGUACAAGGCAGGGUUCUUAACCUAAGCAGAAAAGUAUUUUGUCAGAAAGACAUCUGUAGCUUAUAA
This is a messenger RNA of Loxodonta africana (African savanna elephant), 1666 nucleotides long. Its product is annotated as olfactory receptor 5G9-like. Gene Ontology annotation, biological process: sensory perception of smell; G protein-coupled receptor signaling pathway. Lineage: Eukaryota; Metazoa; Chordata; Mammalia; Proboscidea; Elephantidae. The record is from RefSeq and is a predicted model, not a curated record. Gene Ontology annotation, cellular component: membrane. The transcript has a single exon. Bases 698 to 1666 code for a protein of 322 amino acids. Gene Ontology annotation, molecular function: G protein-coupled receptor activity; olfactory receptor activity; odorant binding.